AUGGAUCAAGUGUUAGCCAAUUCUGAACUUUGUUCGUUAAUAGCUGCCUUACCUGAUGUAGACACUAGCGAUUUACAUGGACUUGAAUGUAAGUUUUAAUUGGUUGUUUUACGAAAUGAAAUUUUUUUAAAUGUUCAGUAAGUUGGUUUUAAAAAUGAUUUUAUCUUAGAAGUACAGGUAUUAGGAGUUUAAGGGAUAUGAUAUAAACUAGCGCUAGUAAUAAAGCUAUGAUAGGGCUGAAGCUAAAGCUAGAGCUAGGGUCAUGGCUUGUGCUAGGACUAGGGUUAGGCUAGGGCUAAGGCUAAAGCUAGGGCUCGAGGCUAGGGCUCGGGGUAAGGCUUGGGGCUAGGACUUGGGACUAGGGUGCUGGGCGUGGGACCGGUGCUAGGGCUCUGGGGUAAGGCUAGGAUUUAAAGUAAAGGCAAGCUGAACUAGCCUUUUCUUUAUGACAUUACACAACAUAUUUGCGCACUUACCUAACUUUAUGAUACAAGAAGAUAGCCUUAGAGAAAUUGCAAGAAUGUGUGUUGCGCAACGUUUUCUUACAUAAUAUUGAUGGUUUAUGUCAUAUUUGCCUCGAUGUAAAACGACCCAACAAAUUACUGCGAGUGGGACAAUGCAAUGAAAAGUUUAAAAGUUUAGGGCAAAGCGGGGCAUGAUAGGGUAGUGGAAUGUAUGGUAGGGCAGGGUGUGAUAGAGCAGAGUAGGGUAGGGUAAGGUAGAAUAAGAUAGAUUUUUUUCUGUUUUUUAUUUUUAAAUUUUUACUUAAUUAAAAUGUUUUAGUAAAACAACUGACGGCCAUCUUUGAAGAAACCUUGAACAAAUUCAGAGAUUUGUCUCAUACAUAUAGAUCUGAAGCUGAUAAGUGUUCGAAUCUCAUCGAUAAGAUCAAGGAAUUGAACUUAGAAUUGGAUCAGAGAGAAGAGGUAAGUCAAUUGCUGGCCUAAGCCCUAGCCUAAGCCCUAGCCUAAAUCCUAGCCUAAGCCCUAGCCUAAGCCCUAGUCUAAGCUCUAGUUUAAACCCUAGCUCUAGCCUUUACCAUAGUACAAGCCUUAGCCCUAGUCUAAACCUUAUCUUCGACUUAAAUUCUAGUCUAAGCUUCAGCUUAAGCUCUGGUCAUUGUCAUAGGUCUAGACUUAUAAAACUUAGGUUUAGAUGCAGCCUGUUAUCUUACAAUUGCCUAAAAAGUAACGUUUUUAAAUUCCAGCGGCUACAAGAACGUCAACAAAAGUUAUCAGACGGUCGAUUCCUAGCCGAAUACCGUGAGGAACAACACUCUACAGUUCAAGAGGUUUAUCACAUUGAAAGUGCACCGGCUGAACCAGAAAUCGAUUAUGUACCGGUUGUAAGGCUUCAGUCCAAACCUACGCCAAACCGUGACGUUACAGUAGAUGAUGGGCUGGUCAGUAAAAGAUUAAUGACUAGAGAAGAGGCAGUGAAGUCAUUGAUAAAGCACAUUGAAAUGCUACGGAAAUUGAUUUUAAAUUACGAAGAAAAGGUGAAGAAUGUGAGGGAUAAGUUGAGGAUGGUGGAGGAGGAACUGGGCAGGAUUAGAGAGGCUGAGCAGGUAGGAAUAUAUUGUUAUAUUACUAUGCUUUGAACAUAAUUAGAAUCUUGCUGUAAUUUGAGCAUAAAUAUAUGGUUACUGUAAGUAUACAUCAUAUGGCUACUGGAAAAAAUUCAGUAUACGGUUACUGUAAAAAUUUUGAAUAUGGCUACAGUAACUUGAUUUUUUCUGUAGUAACGUGGCUGUUUAGGCAUUACUGGAAAGAGAGGAGCUAGUGACAAGCAGAGAACGACAAGUCAUUGCUGAAUCUGUUUCGAAUUCUUUCGUUGGCGCUUGA
Bursaphelenchus okinawaensis is the source of this 1844-nucleotide messenger RNA. The record is from the annotation of a GenBank genome assembly. Lineage: Eukaryota; Metazoa; Nematoda; Chromadorea; Rhabditida; Aphelenchoididae.